AUGGAAUUUGCUCGUUCCCAGGAGGAGGUCUCAGCAGUCCUGAUCAACCAAGGCCGUUCUGGUGAUGCUCUCACUGCCAUCAAUGAGGGUCUGCUUGCCAUCGCUAAACUGACCAAGCCUCUCGUCGUCAUUCGCGAUCGUCUCAAGAAUCUCAGUACCAAAGGCCGCACCGUGAUCACAGACGGCCUUCAGCAGGCAGGCCUCGAUCGGGAGAUUGAGACAUGGGAUACUACCGUAACCGAAUGGACUGUACGUAUGGCCAUGCCUACUUGGAAAGUUUGA
Molecule: messenger RNA, 282 nt
Organism: Aureobasidium uvarum
Lineage: Eukaryota; Fungi; Ascomycota; Dothideomycetes; Dothideales; Saccotheciaceae
Source: the annotation of a GenBank genome assembly